Molecule: messenger RNA, 1999 nt
Organism: Somion occarium
Lineage: Eukaryota; Fungi; Basidiomycota; Agaricomycetes; Polyporales; Cerrenaceae
Source: the annotation of a GenBank genome assembly
AACGUCAAGACCAUUCAUGGUCGGUCACUUACUGUGCAAGACUUACUACCUACGGUAGCAGGAAUACUCAGCUUUCUUGUUAUGACCCCCUGAAGUUUCGACUUGGUUUCAACCAUGAAAGUUGUGAUAGUCGGCGCCGGCCCUGCUGGCUUGGUGACUUGCAAGACGUUCAUGCAAGCGACUACUACGGAAUUCCCAUUCGAGCCUAUUGUACUAGAACAGGAAGACGACAUCGGAGGGACGUUCAGAUAUCGCUCAUACGAGAAUUCCAGCUUGGUAUCCUCGAAGCAACUCACCUCAUUCUCAGAUUUUCGGUUGCCUUUAUCCCACCCUGAUCAUUUGACACUCGAGGAAUACGUUGACUACUUACGAGCAUACUCGAAACAUUUCGACGUCGAACAACGAAUACAGCUGAACACCAAAGUCGUCAAUAUCAAGCGUGCUCCUGAAGGAGGACAUCUCGUCUCCUACGUUAGAAGACGUGUAGAUGAACCUGGCGAAUGGGAAACUUCUCCUGCCGUAAUUCAUGCGACCUACGUCGCGGUCUGCACUGGCUUGCACGUCAUUCCCGCUAUUGCAGAUAUCCCAGGGAUCGAACAUGUUCUCAAGAAUACAUCUCCAGAAGGCGAGAAGGCUGGAAUCAAGCCAGCUGUGUUCCACUCAGCGGACUACAAUUCAAGGUCUCAAAUAAAUGGGCGAAGGCUUAUGAUUCUUGGGACAGGCGAAACUGGUAUGGACCUCGCUUACGAAGCGGCCAAGGCACAGGCGAAGGAAGUUAUUCUGUGUUCCCGUGCAGGGUUCUUAUCUUUUCCGAAGGCUUUGAAUGACUUUGAGAUCCUUGGUUUUAAAUUCGAGUCGAAGAACCCUGUUCCUAUCGAUAGUUUGAUUACAAACUUUGCGGAGACAGCAUAUGUCCAUCCUUGGGUCGCAGCUUCGCAUAUUCGAUGGUUCAUCUCUGAUUUUGUUAUCAAGAGGGUAUUGUGGGUCCUGACUGGUACCCAGGCUGGUUGUAACCAAUGGGUUGGUGAGCUGGAGCCUGAGCGGCUUGGUCGAGCAUAUGUAUUCCUCAAUAAGUCACAUAAAGCCAUGCCGUACAUCAAUCGCCCAUACCGCGAUCGUCCCAAGCUCAUGGAGUACCUCUCUCGAUAUCUCGACCCUCCAGAAGACAUGCCUCCACAUACCGAUUUCAUUGUUGAUCUCGCUCCUUUUCCCUCGCAUUUCCUGCCAAACGGUCGAGCGGUAUUCCCGAUGUCCAAGCGUAAAGACGCUAUUCGGAUAGCGAGAAAGGAUGUACGACCGGAUACUGUCAUCUAUGCUACGGGAUAUAAACAGGACUUCAGCUUCCUUGAUUCUGAAAGUGGUUAUGCGACUCCUGCUGAGGCAGAUGUCAGGAAUAUCACUAAAACUGGGGACGAAACUGUGGGUUUCAUUGGGUUCGUGCGUCCCGGAGUUGGUGCAAUUCCUCCCAUAGCGGAGAUGCAGGUUUUCUUCUGGAUAUCCUUGCUGAAGGGCCAAGUCAAGAAGCCACUUCCACCGCCACACUACCAUCUUCUUGUGAAAGAGAAUGCGAGGAUUAAGUACGGGGUGGACCACUCGACAUACGUCAGCACGCUUGCGAAGGACAUUGGUGCGGCUCCGGGUCUGUGGGAAGUAUGGCGAGAAUAUGGGAUGCAUGCUCUCAUCUGCUAUUGCUUUGGUGCCGCAUUCGUCACUUUCUAUCGCUUGGUUGGCCCAUUCCGCUCUGACAGUGCGCCGGCCAUUAUCAAGACUGAGUUAUGGGAUACCAUCACACGUAGAGGAAUUCUCGGUAACUUGCUUAUGGGUGUCAUCCCAAUGCUGUUCUAUUUCACGCUGAACGCGUGCGCAUAUCUCGCUGAGAAACUCGGGCGGACUAUUGGCAUAUUGUAGUUUGUUACAUUUGGACUAUACGUUGUACAUCCUUGUGUAUAUUUACUGCGUACUGUAAGGAAUCUUGCGCAUUUCAAGACUUCACGCUAGC